GCAGGAGUUGCCUGCUAAGGCUGAAGGUCAAACCUGAACAGAAAGUCCAACCAAUUCUGGCGGAAUUCUGAGGAAUGGAACCGAGACCCAAACAGUCCUGCUCCUAGCCUGGAAGGAAGGAUGCACUGACCCCAGUGGCGAUUAUCUUCUCAGCUCCCCUUUAAGCAUCUUAAUGAAAUUCCAAGACCCUUGUCCAGAGCUGGCCUCCGCCACCCCAGCAGGCCCACCUGGGCAGCAUGAAAGCCCUUCCCUGUGUCAAGGCAUCCCUGGACUCCUACCCCAGGUUCCCCAGGAGGCACUGACGUCCCUGGGCCAAUUCUGCCCUGCCCCAGGACUCGGAGCAGAUUUGCCAUGGUGACAUAAACAGGGCAAGGAGGAAGGAGAACCGCCCAGUCCAUGGACCACCCCCCUGGUGGGAAGAAAAGACACCCUCAGUCCCUCUUCAUCCCUGUGCACAAACAGCUUCUGUUAUUAAUUAUUUUUAAUUUAUUGCUUUGGAUUGAAUCCUUGUUUUUUUUCCUGUGAAAAGAGUUUGGGGGGCCGGGGGUAAAAGUGGUUGCUAAGCAACAUUGAGGAGCCAGGAUGACCGUCCCCCUGCGCCUCAGGAGGCUGUGCAGGCAGGCGUCCCCUCAGGCCGUGCUGCUCCUGCUCUUCGCCUUCUGCCUGCUCAGCGUGUUCGUCUCUGCCUAUUACCUGUAUGGCUGGAAGAGGACCCUGGAGCCCUCGGGGGACGUUGCUGGCUCUGACUGUAACGAGGAGCCCCAGAUCACACCAUCGCGCCUCCUCCCUCUCAAGACCCUGAAGGUGUCCUCGUCCUCCCGGACCGACCCCCUGGUGCUCGUGUUUGUGGAGAGCCUGUAUUCCCAGUUGGGCCAGGAGAUCGUGGCCAUCCUCGAGUCCAGCCGAUUCAAGUACCGCACGGAGAUCGCCCCCGGGAAGGGGGACAUGCCCACGCUCACUGAUAAGGACCGGGGCCGCUUCGCACUCAUCAUCUACGAGAACAUCCUCAAGUACGUCAACCUGGACGCCUGGAACCGGGAGCUGCUGGACAAGUACUGUGUGGAAUACGGCGUGGGCAUCAUUGGCUUCUUCAAGGCCAACGAGAACAGUCUGCUGAGCGCUCAGCUGAAGGGCUUCCCCCUCUUCCUCCACUCGAACCUCGGCCUGAAAGACUGCAGCAUCAACCCCAAGUCACCACUGUUGUAUGUGACCCGGCCCAGUGAGGUGGAGAAGGGCCUCCUGCCUGGGGAUGACUGGACCGUCUUUCAGUCCAACCAUUCCACCUAUGAGCCGGUGCUGCUGGCCAAGACCAAGUCGGCUGAGUCCAUCCCCCACCUGAGCGUUGGCGCGGCCUUGCACACCACGGUGGUUCAGGACCUGGGAUUGCACGAUGGCAUCCAGCGGGUGCUCUUCGGCAACAACCUCAACUUCUGGCUGCAUAAGCUGGUCUUUGUGGACGCCGUGGCUUUCCUAACCGGCAAGCGCCUCUCAUUGCCCCUGGACCGCUACAUCCUCGUGGACAUCGAUGACAUCUUUGUUGGCAAGGAGGGCACCCGGAUGAAGGUGGAAGACGUGAAGGCCCUUUUUGACACUCAGAAUGAACUUCGAACACACAUCCCAAACUUCACCUUCAACCUGGGGUACUCAGGGAAAUUCUUCCACACAGGUACAGAUGCCGAGGAUGAUGGCGACGACCUGCUCUUGUCCUAUGUGAAGGAGUUCUGGUGGUUCCCUCACAUGUGGAGUCACAUGCAGCCCCAUCUUUUCCACAACCAGUCUGUCCUGGCAGAGCAGAUGGCCCUCAACAAGAAGUUCGCUGUCGAGCAUGGAAUCCCCACUGACAUGGGCUAUGCCGUGGCUCCCCACCACUCUGGCGUGUAUCCGGUCCACAUGCAGCUUUACGAGGCCUGGAAGCAGGUGUGGGACAUCCAGGUGACCAGCACAGAGGAGUAUCCCCACCUGAAGCCUGCCCGUUACCGCCGUGGCUUCAUCCACAAUGGCAUCAUGGUCCUCCCCCGGCAGACCUGCGGCCUCUUCACCCACACCAUAUUCUACAACGAAUACCCAGGAGGGUCCAGCGAAUUGGACAAAAUCAUCAACGGGGGAGAACUCUUCCUCACUGUGCUGCUCAAUCCGAUCAGCAUUUUCAUGACCCACCUGUCCAACUACGGGAAUGAUCGCCUGGGAUUGUAUACCUUCAAACAUUUGGUGCGUUUCCUUCACUCUUGGACCAAUCUGAAGCUGCAAACGCUGCCACCAGUCCAGCUGGCUCAGAGAUACUUUCAGAUCUUUUCAGAGGAGAAAGACCCACUGUGGCAGGAUCCUUGUGAGGACAAGCGGCACAAAGACAUCUGGUCAAAGGAGAAAACGUGUGACCGGUUCCCAAAACUCUUAAUCAUUGGACCUCAAAAAACAGGCACCACAGCCCUCUAUCUGUUCCUGGGAAUGCACCCUGACCUGAGCAGUAACUACCCAAGCCCAGAGACCUUUGAGGAAAUCCAGUUUUUCAAUGGCCAAAACUAUCACAAAGGCAUUGACUGGUACAUGGAGUUCUUCCCCAUUCCCUCCAAUACCACCUCUGACUUUUACUUUGAGAAAAGCGCCAACUACUUUGACUCUGAAGUGGCCCCCCAACGGGCAGCUGCGUUGUUACCCAAAGCCAAGAUCCUCACCAUCCUCAUAGACCCCGCCGACCGAGCCUAUUCUUGGUACCAGCAUCAGCGAGCCCACGAUGACCCAGUUGCCCUGAAGUACACCUUCCAUGAAGUGAUCACAGCAGGGCCCAAUGCCUCCCCGAAGCUGCGGGCGCUUCAGAAUCGCUGCCUUGUUCCCGGCUGGUAUGCCACCCACAUCGAGCACUGGCUUAGUGCUUACCAUGCCAACCAGAUCCUGGUGUUGGAUGGCAAACUGCUCCGGACGGAACCCGCCAAAGUGAUGGAUACCGUGCAGAAGUUCCUCGGGGUGACCAACAUAAUUGAUUACCAUAGAACUCUGGUGUAUGAUGCAAAGAAAGGAUUCUGGUGCCAACUGCUUGAAGGAGGGAAAACCAAAUGCUUGGGUAAAAGCAAAGGCAGGAAGUACCCAGAAAUGGAUUUGGAUUCAAGAGCUUUCCUAAGAGACUAUUACCGGGACCAUAACAUCGAACUUUCUAAGCUGCUGUAUAAGAUGGGCCAGACGUUGCCCACCUGGCUGCGGGAGGACCUCCAGAAUACUAGGUAGCUGCCGCCAGCACCAUGACCAGAGUGAGCAUUCAUGAUGGCCAGGGAGCCCCCAGCCUCACACUGAGCCACCCCAGGGGUGUGGAACAGAGCCCAGAACUGCCGAGCGCUUCUGAGCAGUACCCCAGCGAGGCCCGACCUGGGGACCCGGAGAAGAGCCGAGCGCAGCCCACGAGAGCUCCAGAGCCUCCCCCAGCCAAGGCCUGCGAGGUGGCACGUGGCCCAAGUGCUUCUCGAGAUCUGCUCGAAGCUUCCCCAGGUGUAAGGUCACUUCCUGCGUGUGUGCCGCCACUGCCUUGUGAGAGGGAUUCUGUACGACUCCUGACUGUGCCCCCUGGCACUCUCCCCUUCCCCCAAGCAGGGCGCCCCCUCAGUAUUAAUCGCUGUGUUUCCCCAGCGGCCGGACAGUGGGGGAGCGGGGAGGGGGCCGGGGCACACCCCUGCCCACUUCAAAAGAGGCCCUUCGGAGAGAGAGGUCUGGGGCUCAGAACUAGCCACAGGCUGGACAUGUCUGAUGGCCUCCAGAGAGUUUUGGAGUCCAUCUGAUCAAUACCUUCCCCUCUCUGUCCUUAAAACGUCUUCGGUACCUGCAGUAUCUACUCAGUCCCUGCGGAAUCUUUCCAGGGGAUAUUUUUAACCCUUCCAUCCUAACAUCCAGUGGCUAGGACCAGGUCCUAGAGCUGUCCCAGAACACUCCCCUUAUCUCCUGCCCCAUAUCCUUUCCAUAUCAUCAGAUAUGACAUAUGUGGUGUUUUCUGUGGUAAAAGACUGAGGUGACCCCAGGGUCCAGCUACCAGAACCCAUUCCAGUGUACAUAAAAUGUUCCCUCCAGUCCCAAGCAAAGGCUAUGGGCGGUGAAGAUGGUGCCUAUAGCCCGGUACCUCUGCCUCUGCUCCUGCUCUGAGCAGCCUGAGGCUUCCCGGAGAACCUUUUAAAACCUCUCAAAUACUAAAAGCUGAAGUAUUUUAAUAUUUUGGUUUUUGUUUCUUGGUGCCAGAGUUUGUACCCUGAUUACUGGGGCUACACUGUGUUAUUUUAUAUAAACUCUCUGUCUCUCUCCCUCCUUUCCCCAACUGUCUCUUGUCCCUUGCUCUCUCUCCUUCCAUCACUCCCUUACCCUCUCCUUCUCUCCUCUUUCUCUCUCCUUCUCCUUCUCUCUAUCCCUCUCUCUAUUUCUUUUUCUCUUUCCCUCUCUUCCUUUCCCUCUCUCUCUCUCUCUCUCUCUCUCUCUCUCUCUCUCUCUCUCUCUCUCUCUCUCUCUCUCUCUCUCUCUCUCUCUCUCUCUCUCUCUGUCUCUCUCUCUCUCUCUCCCUCUCCACCCCCCCCCCCCAUAUCUCUCUCCUUUUGUUUGGUUUUGUUUUAAUCCAGCCUGCUGCCAUAAUCAGGGCAGCAGGGCAUCUAAUGGGGGGAGGCCGUCAGAAAGAUAGCAUUUGCUACCAUGAGCUCUAAGGGAGGGUGAGUAUCUCUAUCUCACCCUGAAGCUGCCUGAUUUUUAUCUCCUGCAGGCAGCAGAUAAAAUCGGGGAGGAGAGGAUCCUCUAGGCUGGUGUUGAUCACACUGGCCUAUUAUCUUGCAGUUGUGGAGCUAUAUAUAUUAGAAGGAAGGAGAGAGGAAGAAGCAGGCCAGAGUUCUCUACCAGGGCUGUGUGUUUUCUGGGAUCUGAUGUUUGUGAUCCGUACGUCUUCUUUACUCUGGGUUCUUUUGGCACUUGGGGAAGGCUUGUGGACUGGGUGCGCUGUCUGAGGUCUUGGCCGCAGAGAGGGCCUAGAAGGGUCUUAGUAAGGAUGGCCAUCCCAAGAUCUGGAGCCCCUGUGCUCUUGGCAACCCCUGAGUUCUUCCCUUUUCUUCUGGGCAUGCCUGGGUCUGAGGCCCUGGCAGUCACACCAAUUUAUUGAUCAUCUAGAAAAUUGGAAGAGCAGAUAUGCAUGGGACCAAUAUGAAUGUAUAAUGGGGUGGAGAAGGGGAAGAUGCUGCUGGAUAAGAAGAGAGCCCAAGGCCAUGUAACUGGGCAUCUGCUGGCAGAAACGGGAUUCUUGGCAUCGGUGAUACUAGAUUCAUCAUGGCUCAUGUUUCUUGUUCAGCAUCCCUAUCAUCCAGCCUGGCCUGUGUGGAGGCAGGAGAGUGCUGAGGAAACUUAAGCAGAUCAAGGCAAACCAGAGAGAUCGUAGGUUCCCAGAGUGGGCACCACAUUUCUGAUGGGGAGGCCCCAGUCCCUUGACCUGUUGGCAUAGUUGGUACUAUCUCUGCCUCCAUGAGAAAUCAGAUCAGUGCGCCUCCCCUGCAUCUGAUUCCUUGGUGAACCUCAGAGCCCUCCCACAGCAGCAAUAGGUCAGUUCUUGAAUCCCCCAGGGCCUGCAAAUGAUAAUAUGAAGUCUGAUAACAGGAUAGAAUUUAUCAGAAACUUCUGCCCUGAAAAGGGGAGUCUGAGCAUAUGUGGUGAAAGGCAAAGAAAGAAAAGCAGUAAAUAGUAACUGAAAUUCUAUCUUGGAUGGAGAGAACCCAGGAAGCAAAAGAAGAUGCAAGAGCCAGCAGUGUACUUCCUCUAGGAUAACUUUGAAGGCACAGAGUGGGUAGAGGGAAUGAUUUCAGGGCUUCUUAGUACUACCCAGUUCUUCAGGACAGGAAGGAAGGUGAGCUAAAGAAAAAGGAAACUUAAUAACAUGAACUACUUGGGUGGGUGGGGGUGGGGGGGAUUCCCAAGUUAGCUCAGGGCUAGAUUAUAAAAACUGAAAAAGGUAGUAAAAAAUGGAGAUUGGCAGCCUAUACCAUAUGAAUGGAUAAAUGACCUAAAUAUAAAAAGUCACGUCACAAGGGGGGAAAAAAAGGAAAAAGGUCAGAGUACUAGACCAAGCACAUUCUGAGGUAGGCAUUGCAUAUGUAGUGCCAGAGAGCCAUGGUAGAGCAGUAUGGCGGCCAAUGUGCUAUUUAGUUUCCUGUUAAAGGGAAUAUCCCUUUCUUUCCAAUAAGAGAAGUAGGAAAUUUUUUUUUUGAGGAAAUUGAGGAAAUGGGCAGAGGAGAGGUGGAAUGUCUCAACCAGGGAACUUGCAUGAUUAAGCUGUAGAGGUCGGAAGACAAUUCUUGUUAUCAGAAACUCUAGAGAAGUCACAAUGCUCUUGCUUGAAACCUGUCCAUACACAGUAUGGAAAGUCAGAACUGGUUUUUAUUAUAAUCUGGCCCUGAGCUAACUUGGGAAGAAUGAGAGAGAUGGAGCCGGGUGAGAGCUCUUGGUGAAAGAGCAUUUCAAUUUCUGGGGUCCUGGGGUUCCUUAGUAGUUUGCCCUAGUGUUCCUGUAUUGUGUUUGGGCCACUGUAGGACCUACCCAAGGUCUGGGGAUAGAAUUCACCAAUGGAUUUUGGCCAACAACUCCGAGAUUGCAGCUGUGACAAACUUUUGACUCCUUCCCUGUUGUCUUGAGUGAGCCUGUGCCAGAAUUCGUGGGACCCUGGCAGCUAUUAGAGCAGCUAUUCCUGGAUUCAGAUCUUUCUGAUCGGUGGAAGAGACACGAUAAGAGUAGAAGGAAUAUAUUAACUAAUGAUGUGUGAGCUUUCCUCAUGAAGUACAAUGCUAGGUACCAGGAAACAGAGACCUUCAGGUCAGCUUCGGGGGCUGGUGGUGGCAAAAGAUGGUGGAUCAUCUGCAGGGGGAUGUGUUCUCCUUUCUGGAAACCUGACCAUGUGACAGGUCCAUGCAGCUCAGAUUUUGGCCAAAGAAAGAGGGGAUACGGUGAUUAGAGUAAGGUGGAGCACAGUUGCAGAUUGAUCCUGGCUUGGAGAUCUAUGGAGCCAGAGCUGAGAGCCAGCCCCAUUCAAAAGUCCAAGAUCAAAAGGGAUUCUUACCCAGUACCAAAUUGUUUUGAUGAUUUUAGCUUAUAGUAUAGUUUGACAUCUGUUACUAGCAGGCCCCCUUCCUUCCCUUUUCAAUUUAAUUUUUUUUAAUUGAUUCCCUUGGUAUUCUUGACCUUUAUAUAAUGAGAUCCUGUACAAAAGACCCCCACCCUACCCCACCUCUUCCUUAACUUGGUGCUAGUGGGAUUUACCUAGGAGCCACAAUUGCUGUCUUAGUGGGCCAAAUGCUCAAAUAAUUGAUGGAUGAUAGGAAUGUCUUGGGUCCCUGAGGCUGGUAAGAGUUUCCUGUUUUCUGUCUUGCCAAUAACAGGCAUGUUAGUAUCUUCUCCAGCUGGAAAUCUUGGCUGGGACAGUAGGCCAAAGAAAGAGCUGACUAUGCUUUCCUCUUGUCUGGUUGCCUGGGGUUAGCAGAGGCAAGUUUAUAGACGCAAUUAAUUGGCCCAUCUAGAUGUUAUAUAUUGUUCUGAGUCAAGGGGCAAGCCCAUGUGGUGGUGUCUUGCGGGCUUAUUCUAGAUAGCAGCAUCUUUAAGCUAUUUACUGAUUCAGGGGUCAGGUAUCUCCCCACCAAUCCUAACCUACUUGUAAAACUGUGAAGUGGCUGAAAUGUAGUGUUCUCAUUACCCUCACCUAACCCUCCAUCAUUGCUAAGUUCAUUCCUUUGCUAACAGAUCAAGGUGACCACUCCAGCAAAAGCUGUAAGAGAGCCCUGCCUGGAUCAUCUUGAAUCACUUGAACCUCAUUGUCGAUUUUUCUAUGGGAGGGUUGCCCCUCUCUCAGCCUCUCUUCCUUCCCUGUUUCCAAGGCCAGGCAGAAAGAAGUGGCUUCUUCCAUGGCCAGGAUGCCAAAAUACCAGCUUUUCCAAUUCCAGAUUUCAGGUUCCGUCUUAGACCUCUUCUCACGAAGGGUGUCCUAGCAUCAGGUUUCCAUGCCACAGUUCAAUGUGUAUUCCCUCUUACUAGAGUCCUGGUGGUGUUGGAAAGGAGAUGAGGCAGAGGGAGUACAGUUCUAUGCCUGGCUGGCCAAGAAGACAAUCUUUCAUUGUAGGGAGCUACUUGAAGGAGGGAAAAUUCAAGUGCUUGGGUAAAAAGCAAAGGUAGAAAGUACCCAGAAAUAGAUCUGGAUGUGAAUAGUUGGAGCUGGGUUUUGUUGUGUUUGUGUUUUUUUUUUUACACCAUGCUAGAGGAAUUUACCCCAACCCAACUGCUUGGGGGGGGGCAGAGGUUGGGGUGUCAGUAGUUGUAAUUUCCAUUUGAGUCUAAAGUCAAUAUGGACCUGGGAAGGGAGGAGAAUUGAUUGAAGUUGAAGGCAGGCCUGCUGCAUUUGGGUGGGGAGCUAAAUGACAUGGGGCCUGUUGCUGUGGCCCCACUGGGACAGGCAGAGGAUGGAAGAGCUGUGUCAUCAAAGCUAAGAAUGGAAACAGAAAUGAGCCAGGUCACACCGUGCAUUGGCCAAAUAAGAUCUGUGUUGGGCUGUUCUAAGGAUGACAAGUUGACAAGGAUCCUAGUGGCUGCUGCUGCUGCUAUUUCCUUUUGAAAGAGCUGGAGAAGCCCACCUGUUAGGAGCUGCCAAGUUAAGCCUAGAAGCCUGAAUUUUAUGGAAUAAUGUUAUUACAAAAAGAACCAUAACGAUUCCUCUGCUGGUGGAAGAGGGCCACAAGGGCAGAAAUCCUUGAGGGUAAAGUGUCUUUCUGCCUCCAACUCUCAGCUCAGGCCCCUGAGGCUCUGGCUAAGGACCUGGAGGUCAAAGUAGAAGGUGGGAUUCAUAUCACCCAUGGCACAAUUGGCCUCCUCAAAUUCUCCCCCAUCUUGCUGUAUGUAACCCUUCCCCCAUAAUCAGGAGCAGGGUUGGAGGAGCCAAGAGUCAAGUUGGGAAGCUGUGACUUACUCAGGUGGCUUUCAGUGCCACCACUCAGAUUUGGCAUGAUGUUUCCAGUGUCUCCCUUCAUAGAUUUCCUGAUACUUCCUCCCUUCCCCAAAGUGAGAUAUCUCUGAAGGAAAGGCCUCCCUCAGUCUGGCAAGGAGGCAUCAAGUCUCAGUGACUGGUACUGGUCAGCUGGACUUAAGAAGAAGAGUAUGACCCGGUGGUAGCUAGUGAUCAAACCUGCUUUGACCCCGAUUGAGAUACCUUUGCUAAUUGCAGACCAACAAAGCCACAUGGAGAAGAGGGAUGCAAAAAGAUCCCCAAAGACUAGAACAAUGAGAAAUUAUAUUCCACUUGAAAGCCUUGAAUUCAAAGAAGUCAGCUUUUAUAGUUUUAGAAUUUGGGUAGGGUGGGUGAGCAGAGAGACAUUCACAUGGAAAAAAAAAAGUGAGGGAGACCCAUCCCUACCAUGAGAGCUUUCAACUCAUCUUGAAGAAGCCUCAGACUCCAUCUGGAGUGGAGCUGCCCUCUGUAAUGCUUCUCUUUGUCUCCCUCUGCCUUCCUCCAUUAGGAGUUAGGUUAGCAGAAUCAAGAAGGGAUGGGCCCAGCUCUUUUCCCAACACUUCAUGGAAAUCUAGACGCGAAGAUCUGGCCAUUUCUAAGACCAAAGAUCUUGUCACUACCACAUGGGUUAGCCAGUAUCAACUCCCUGGGCUGCUGCUGGUAUCAGUCCUGGAAGUAGGCAUUUAUGAAGCACCUACGGGGUACACAAUCAUGCACUUGGUGGUACUUGGAGAAAGGCAUCCUCCUGCCCUUAACAAAGUCAUAGUCUGACAGAGGAGAGUUGAGAAACCAAAACAACCACCCAUAAUAUGACGAUGUCUGCUUAAGGUGUCCUAUAAAUGAUCCACACAGAAAGCUCUAAAUUGAGGAGGGGAAAACACCCAGGGCAGAGGCAAUUUAGAAAGACUCCUCAGAGGUGGAACUUGAGCCCUUGGGGCAUUCCAGAUGCUUAGGAGUCCUGGUGGAGUUGAAAGAGAAGGCCUAGAAGUGGGACAGUGUAAGGGUCUCAUGGAAGGGAGAAAGGGAGGAAAAAAAUCCACUCUAGAUCUUUCUGGCACUGGUCCAAUGGACUAGCCCGAGAUCUCACCAGAGGGGGUUUCCAACUGAUCUUGAAUUCUAUCCACUUGUGUUCCCUGGUGCUCAGGGAGAGCCUGGGAAACAUUUGCUUUGCCCUUUUACCUGUGGGUUCAAACUGGCUGGAAUAAGGCUUAGUCUGCUCACAUGUGUAAGACAUGAAGCAUCUGGUCCAUGUGUGAUUCCUGUAUGUUCUGUUCCUCUGGGCCUUGGACAGGAAAAUUAGGGAGUGGGAUCUCAGGCAAUUGAUUCUUAACAGUCUGAAUCUAGCUAUAUUUUCUCCCUAGAAAACUUCUAUGCCAUCUCCAUUUCUCUCUCUGGCUCUACUUUGGUGACCCCCAAAUAUAUCCUAGAAGAGUCUAGAGGAGAUGGGGUAGUGGGAGAGGUUACAUAGAAAGUGCAAAAAAAGGGAAGGAAAAGUUUAUGUAAUUCUUUGCUUUUAUUAUCUUCAAGACAUCCCCCCCUCCCUUUGCCAAUUUUCACAUAGAAUCCAUGUCUCUUCCUAGGGAGAAGCCCAUGUUGGGAUGUGGGGGGAAGGGGGAAAAGUGUUGGGAAAGAGAAGUAUCUCUUCCUCUAUUAGGAGGGAAGGGAAUGAGGUGGGGAGUGAGAUAAAGCUUAGUCCAUCCCCUGUUUCCUAGUGCUCUUACACCAGCCUUUUGGUUUCAUUGGAAAAGAGAACCUUCAUCACUAAUGUACAAUCUUGAACUAACUGCUAAUAAAAUGGGAUUGUUUGUAUUCA
Molecule: messenger RNA, 10799 nt
Organism: Monodelphis domestica (gray short-tailed opossum)
Lineage: Eukaryota; Metazoa; Chordata; Mammalia; Didelphimorphia; Didelphidae
Gene: NDST1
Product: N-deacetylase and N-sulfotransferase 1
Cellular component (GO): Golgi apparatus
Molecular function (GO): hydrolase activity; deacetylase activity; heparan sulfate N-sulfotransferase activity
Source: RefSeq, a predicted model, not a curated record